Messenger RNA from Catharus ustulatus (Swainson's thrush), 3013 nucleotides. RefSeq names its product pleckstrin homology domain containing N1 (gene PLEKHN1). The transcript is spliced from 14 exons. The record is from RefSeq and is a predicted model, not a curated record. Gene Ontology annotation, cellular component: mitochondrial membrane; cytoskeleton. Gene Ontology annotation, molecular function: cardiolipin binding; phosphatidylinositol phosphate binding; phosphatidic acid binding. The coding region runs from base 57 to 1820 and encodes 587 amino acids. Gene Ontology annotation, biological process: response to hypoxia; positive regulation of apoptotic process; 3'-UTR-mediated mRNA destabilization. Lineage: Eukaryota; Metazoa; Chordata; Aves; Passeriformes; Turdidae.
CCAGCGAUCCCACAGCGAUCCCAUAGAGAUCCCAGCGAUCCCAUAGAGUUCCCGGCAUGGGGAACAUCGCCUGCGUCCCGCAGGCUCCCGGCGGCUUCAGGAGCUCGUUCCGAAGGAAAUCCUCGCUGAAGAAGGAACAAAAUGGCAAGAAAAAGCUGCCCAGCUUUUUUGGGAUUGAUGGAAGCCAGGAGAGAGACACGACCACGGAUAAAAUCCUGCAGUACAUCCCAGCCAAGAUGAUCCAGAAGCAGGAAAACCAGAAGGAAAACCUGGACCAGAGGCUCCCCAGCCUGUUCAAGAAGGGCCGGAGGAAAACGAUUGUCAGGAAUUUGGGCCAGAUCAUUUAUUACUCCAAGGUCCAGUUCAAGUUCCAGCACUGCCAGGAGGUCAACAGCUGCUUCCUGGAGCUCUUCCAGUCCUACCUGUACUUCCAGUCCACGGCUCCUGACGGCAUCACCUACCAGGGGCUGCUGCCUCUGAAGGAGCUGCAGGUGCGUGAGCUGGGGGCUCAGAGCCCAGGGCUGCAGGACCACGCUUUCCACAUCUCAGGGCCCCUGCUGAACCCCCUGGUCGUGUUCUGCCCCUCGGAGGCCGAGCUCAAGCAGUGGCUGUACCACCUGGAGAAGCAGAUCCAGCUCUGUGGAGGGCGCCUGGCCCUGCCCCUGCUGUCCCAGAGCGGCCGCAGCCCCGGGCCCAAGGAGCAGCUGCUCUGGUCCGUGCAGAACCGGCCCGUGCAGGACUGGAGAGGGACCCAGCGUGAAUCCCUGGGGGAAAUCCUGUGUGUGUCCAAGGUGAAACUGCAGCACCUGCCCUUCCAGGAGCAGCACGACCGGCUCCUGGUGCUGUACCCCUCCACGCUGGUGAUCGUGUCCGAGGAGCCCCACGGCCUCUGCUUCAAGGGAGAGCUCCCCCUCAACGCCAUCCAGGUGCUUUUUGAGGAGAAGAACAAAACUUCAUUUCUGAUCGAAGGCCGGCUGAUAAACUCCAUCCGAGUGACCUGUCCCAGCUACCAGGACUACCAGGAGUGGCUCUACUGCCUGAAAACGGCGCAGUUCCGGAACGCUGACUCCUCCCUGUCGGGCUCCGAGAGCUUCUCGGGCUCCAGGCUGCCACACCCCGGCCAGGUCACCAGCAGCGGGAGGGGAUCGCUCAGCUCGGACGGCCGCACCAACUCCUGGGCGUCCGGCGGCAGAGUGACCACCCUGACCCAGCUGUCCCAGGCCAGUGGCUCCCUGUCUGACGGCCACUCCUUCCUGCCCCACCCCGAGGAGCCCCUCUCCCCUGGCUACUCCCAACCUCUGCAUAGCCUGGCCCAGCCCGGCUGGCACAGCUCAGGGCUGCCCACGCAGGAGCUGCACAGGGGGAGCAGCAGCAGGAGAUGCCAGGGCAGGAGCAGCGGGCAGCAGGACCCCGAGAGGAGCAGCUGCGGCCUCGGCCCCGAAAACCCCAAAGCGGGGAUGCAGUCCCCGGUGUACCACGAGCCCUACUCAGCACAGCCCCCUCAGCAGCACCCCAGACAGCAGCACCCCAAGGAGCAGCACCCCAAACAGCAGCAUCCCCAUCAGCAGCACCCCCUGGCACAGCUGGAGCUGGGCAUGAUCUCCUCCCUGCCCCAGGAACAGCUGAGCCCUUCUCUGCAUCCCCCAGGUGUCCCCUGCGAGCUGGCAGGUGCCAGCUGGCCCUGCUGGGACUCGGUGUCCUGCCACGACUACGCCGAGCUGCAGAGCUGCCACAGCGACCUGAGCUACGACAACCUGUGGGAGGCUGAGGGGAGGGGGCCGGGGUCCCCCCGCAGCUCCCCUGAGCCCUGCCAGGUGUGAGCAGCUCAAACCCUCGGUGGGAUCAGGGACCAGCCCUGAGCUCUGCUCUCCGUGUGCUGCCGGCUCCAGGGCUCCAAUUCCUGCCCCAGAUCUGGGGGUGGGGGCAGCUCCAGGCUCUGAGGGGCUGCGGGAGCACCCGGGAGAGCUCCCCAAAAACCGAGGAGCAAAAAGGGCCAGGCUGCCUCAGCUGGGAGGGACUCGCUGUUCAGAGGGAAAAACCAAAAACCUGCCUGGGUUUGGGGGUUCCUUCACAGCAGAGCCCCCAGCUCCUCUGAGGAGCCCCUGGGAGCUGCCAAGGAUUCCCCAGUGAGCUCUGCCAGGGGGGCACAGGUUGUUCUGUCCUGGCACACCAGGCUGGCAGGGACACCUGGGCUGCCAGCACUGAUUGUCCUGCAAGAGGAGGAUUGUCCUGCAAGAGCAGAGACUCCCAGCAUUGUCCUGUAACACCAGCACUGUCCUGCAAGCCCAGUGACUCCCAGGAUUGUCCUCCCAAAAGCCCAGGAUUGUCCUGCAAGAGCAGAGACUCCCAGGAUUGUCCAUCUGCAAGCCCAGAAUUGUCCUCCUGGAGAAUCAGAGACUCCCAGGAUUAUCCUCCUGCUCCCAGGAUUGUCCUGCAAGCCCAGGACUGUCCUUCUGGAAGCCCAGAGGCUCCCAAGAUUGUCUUCCUGGAAGCCCAGGAUUAUCCUCCUGCUCCCAAGAUUGGCUUCCUGCAACACCAGAGGGUCUCAAGAUUGUCCUGCAAGCCCAGGAUUUUCCUCCUGCAGAAUCAGAGGCUCCCAGGAUUGUCCUGCAAGAGCAGGAUUGUCAUCCUGCAAGCCCAGUGACUCCCAGGAUUGUCCUGCAAGCCCAGGACUGUCCUCCUGGAAGCCCAGAGACUCCCAAAAUUGUCUUCCUGGAAGCCCAGGAUUAUCCUCCUGCUCCCAAGAUUGUCCUCCUGCAACACCAGAGGCUCCCAAGAUUGUCCUCCCAAAAACUCAGGAUUGUCCUGCAAGCCCAGGAUUGUCUUCCUGUAGAACCAGAGGCUCCCAGGAUUGUCCUCCUGCUCCCAGGAUUGUCCUGCAAGAGCAAGGCUCCCAGGAUUGUUCUGCAAGCCCAGUGACUCCCAGGAUUUUCCUCCUGGAAGCCCAGGGUUGUCCUGCAACACCAGAGGCCCCCAAGAUUGUCCUGCAAGCCCAGGACUGUCCUCCUGCAGA